ACGUGAUUAUAAAUCUCUAGCCACUAACGUCAGAAUUUAAUUUACUGGACAGUUUUCUUGUCAUUUUUCGGGAAAAGGUUGUUUGUGAAUAAAAAUUCUUUCGAAUUUUGAAAUUUAAUUGCUUUUUACAUUUAUGAUUUAAGCAAAUUCAACAAACUGGUGUUGAAAGGUUUGUAAGCAAUCAGACGAUUGGUUUAAAACUUUUACCCUCCGAAGGUCCUUGACACUCUACGACAUGGCGGUAUUCCUCAGAAAAUCUACAAAUAUUUCCAAAUACCUGUUUUCGAACGCGAAACUUGCCAGCGUUUACAGUUCGAGAAUUAUCGGAUGCCCAAAAUCAACAUGGGAAAACGUAGAGAUGGGCCCACCAGAUGCUAUUCUUGGUCUUACAGAGGCUUUCAAGAGCGAUACGAGUGCAAACAAAGUCAAUUUGGGUGUUGGAGCGUAUAGAGAUGACGAUGGAAAACCGUGGGUUUUACCAAGUGUAAGAGAAGCUGAAAGGAUUAUGACCGAUAAUAAACUGGAAAAAGAAUAUGCUGGAAUUGCAGGAUUUCCCGAAUACACUAAAUAUUGUGCCCAAUUAACAUUUGGUGAAGAUUCAGAGGUUGUCAAAGAAGGAUUAAACUCUACAACAGCAGCUGUUGCUGGAACUGGAGCUCUUCGAAUUGGUGCAGAGUUUAUCUCCCGCUGGUACAAACCAUCAAAAUGUAUUUAUUUGCCAACGCCAACUUGGGGAAACCAUAAGCCGAUUUUUAGGGACGCUGGCCUAGAAUUGAAAGAGUAUCGCUAUUAUAAUCCGAAAACAGUUGGUUUCGACUUUGAAGGUUGUAUGGAGGACUUGUCACGCAUACCGGACAAUUCUAUUGUACUACUUCAUGCUUGUGCUCAUAAUCCUACUGGUAUAGAUCCAAAACCUGAAAAUUGGCGCGAAAUGAGCCAGCUGUUUAAAAAAAAGCAGUUUUUAGCUUAUUUCGAUAUGGCUUAUCAAGGAUUUGCCAGCGGUGAUACAGACAGAGACGCUUUUGCUAUUCGUCACUUUGCAUCCGAACGCAUACCUAUUGUCGUUGCUCAAUCUUUCAGCAAAAAUUUUGGUCUGUACGGCGAAAGAGCAGGUACAUUUACAGUUGUGUCGCAAACAGCCGAAGAGCAAGCAAGAGUUACAAGUCAACUGAAAAUACUUAUUAGACCGUUGUAUAGUAAUCCGCCGAUUAACGGAAUGCGAAUAGUCACGCAAAUUCUCUCUUCCAAAGAGUUAAAACAAAAGUGGAUGUCUGAUGUAGUGACUAUGGCCGAUCGCAUCAUUUCCAUGAGACAACUGCUCGUCGACAACUUGGCUAAAUUGGGUUCUUCUCACAACUGGUCUCACAUCACUGAUCAAAUUGGAAUGUUUUGCUUCACUGGUCUAAAUACAUCACAGGUGGAACGAUUAACCAAAGAAUUCCACGUUUAUAUGACGAAAGACGGUCGCAUUUCGAUGGCGGGAGUUACUACAAAAAAUGUUGAAUAUGUUGCCAAGGCAAUUCACGAAGUGUCAAAGUAA
Messenger RNA from Dimorphilus gyrociliatus, 1540 nucleotides. The record is from the annotation of a GenBank genome assembly. NCBI's taxonomy places the organism in Eukaryota, Metazoa, Annelida, Polychaeta, Dinophilidae.